UCGCAAGACUUUCCCUAAUUUCAUUCCAGUUACAUUUUAAUUUUUUUCUAUAUAAACAACUGAGGACAGAACGAGAAAGGCACAUCAAAUCAACAUUUCCAGAAUUUCUCUCUUGUUCCUUCUUUGCUCUCUUUUUAUCACUAUCAUGGCCAGAAAGAAGGUGGACCUUACCUACAUAGCCAACGACUCGAAGAGGAAGGCAACGUUAAGGAAAAGGAAAAAUGGUUUGAUCAAGAAAGUUGAUGAAAUCAGCAUCCUUUGCGGCAUUGAAGCAUGUGCUAUAAUUUAUGUUCCGGAAAACCCUACACCUGAGGUUUGGCCAUCUGAUUGGGGGGUUCAGAAUGUGCUUUCCAGGUUUAGGGGAGUGUCUGAACUGGAACAAAGCAAGAAAAUGUUGAGCCAAGAGAGUUUCCUGAGGCACAGGAUCAUCAAGGCUCAAGAGCAGUUGAAGAAACUAAAGGCUGAAAAUAGGAAGAAGGAGAUGACCCUUAACAUAUACCAGUACUUUAAUGCUUCUGGAAACAUUUUUGAUAGUGCCAACAUGAUUUAUCUGAAUGAUAUCGCACACAUGACCACUCAAAACUUGCAGGAAAUUGACAGAAAAAUCAAUAGAGACCAACAACCCCAAGACCAAGAGGUUGUGGCACCGGUUGUUCCAGAAGGAGGGGAAAUCAUGGCUCAGCAGGGAGAACAAGCACAGCUUGUGAAUGAUCAUGUGCAAGUGCCUGAGGCCAAUAAUGUGAAUGCUGUUGGAAACCAGGAUUGGCCUGUGGAAAUGAUCAAUGGUGCUGAUGGGGACCAGAUGUUAACAAUGGAUGAUGUUAAUCUUCCAAGUGGUUGGCUUAACCAAUAUAUCCCUUGAAAAAAUUGUGUUCUUCUUGGGAUGAUUUGGUUUCAAUAGUUGUUUUGUUUCUCUUGUUUGAACCGUUCGGUGUUUGUUGUCUUUGAAUGUGUCUAUGUUUAGACACUGAAAUAAUAUUAAUGAUAUUUGGACUUGUUGCUCA
Messenger RNA from Cajanus cajan (pigeon pea), 1004 nucleotides. Its product is annotated as agamous-like MADS-box protein AGL80. Gene Ontology annotation, biological process: positive regulation of transcription by RNA polymerase II. NCBI's taxonomy places the organism in Eukaryota, Viridiplantae, Streptophyta, Magnoliopsida, Fabales, Fabaceae. Gene Ontology annotation, molecular function: RNA polymerase II cis-regulatory region sequence-specific DNA binding; DNA-binding transcription factor activity, RNA polymerase II-specific; protein dimerization activity. The record is from RefSeq and is a predicted model, not a curated record.